AUCCGCCUCCGUUUUCAAACUUCAAUCAUCCUCUCCCUCCUCUGCAAUCUGAGCAUUCCAAGAACUGCAUUCAUGGAAACCAAAGCAGGGGUUGAUCUUUGGUCGAAAAUCAUAGCUUCCGAGGAACAAGAGGGGGCACACAAAACCCAGAAUCAAAGUCAUCAAUCAGAGGAGAAAACCUCAAAACAACCCACCAAGAUGCAGUCUUGAUGCAGGUGGAUCUUAGUGACCUGAAUCGGGUGAGUUUAGCAGGUGUCAUCAAGUAGGUUUACGUGCUCCUUCCAGAUAUUCAUGUAAAAUUGACGACUUUUCUUUCAAGUGCGAUCAAAUUAUGUUCUUUCACUGUUUACUUCAAGGAAUGUUUCCCGUGGUUGCCAAUAAGGGUUGAUGAUAGCUUUGAUCUGCUAAUGCCAUUGAAAUUUUCUCCUGCUUGACUAGUUUAUGGUGUGAAGAAUCAGGCUCAAAAAAAGUUGGCAAAAGGAAAGGGAAAACCACCACUUCAUAAAGUAUUCUCUGUUACUCAGUUCUUUAUAAAUAGUCUGCCCUUAACCUUGAUUCCAUAUAGCAUUUGUGUUCCUUACCUUGAGUUAUAUGCUUAUUACUCCAUGACAUGUGAUUGUCAAUAUUGUUGUUUAAGGUCCUCCCUGGUAUUAGAUAGCUAUAUUGACUUCUAUAAAUGCUAUAAAUGUAUCUUUUUACUUUUACGGGGAAGGUUGCAGACCCUCCAAGCUUUAAGAAGGAGAGAGAAUUCUUUCAAGAAGUUGAUGCCUUUCGAGUUUUUUGGGGAGAGCCCAUCAGCCAUCCUGAAAGAAUUGGUUGCGGAGGCUGCAUUCGCCCAAACUCUUAACAGUUUAUAGGGAAUUUGGGCAUGGUGUUUCUAAUGCUUGCACAAUGUUUAUAGAAACAUGAAAGUAUUCCACGUAGAAGUUCCUGUUCUAUUUGUUCACCUUUUUUUUUCUUUUUUUCUUUUUUUUUUUUUUUGGGUUUUGGAAACAAUGCGUUGCAUACUUCAAUUCACAAACACUCUUCAUUCUUAGUUGGCUUGCCAGGAUUAUUUUGCUGGGUAAUUGUGCUUCAUUUUGUGGGAAACAAGGCAUGCAUCUUUCUGCAGUUUGGUUGGCACACGACAAUCACUUCUAUCUGAGCUAAAAGUUUGCCUUUCCUAAAGAGAGAUAGACUAAUGACAUAUUUUAUGGAUUUAAGUAGGGCUUCAUCAAUCUCAAUUUUCAUUGAUGCUGAUUAGGGGAACAUCUAUUUGUCACAGGGAAGUAUACUUCUGAAUAGAAAUGACAAUUGUACCAUGAAGUUUAUUUAUUUUUUUAAAUCAUUGAUGCUGAACCUUGUUGGUUUUUGUUGUUUUACAGUGUCUGCCAAAUAAAUGUAAUAUAGUUGCUGAAUUUGGUUGACAUACGACUUCUACUCCUGAAGAAAACCUUUGUUAGCGAUUUUCUUCCCUUGAAUGAGGAAAACCAUUGAAAUUUUUUCUUUCUUUCUUUUUUUGGGUUUUGGAGUUAAUAUGACAUACCACAUGUUCUGAAAUAUGCUUUCAAUGCGAAAAGGUGUCGACAGCAAGCGUGGCAUAUCUUCUUCUGCACUUACAAUUAAAAGCUAGUGCAUUUACUUUCUAGAAAGGUAAGAAACAUCCUGAAAGUCA
This is a messenger RNA of Rubroshorea leprosula, 1654 nucleotides long. The record is from the annotation of a GenBank genome assembly. NCBI's taxonomy places the organism in Eukaryota, Viridiplantae, Streptophyta, Magnoliopsida, Malvales, Dipterocarpaceae.